Molecule: messenger RNA, 963 nt
Organism: Otolemur garnettii (small-eared galago)
Lineage: Eukaryota; Metazoa; Chordata; Mammalia; Primates; Galagidae
Product: olfactory receptor 2T4-like
Exons: 1
Coding region: 1-963 (320 amino acids)
Biological process (GO): G protein-coupled receptor signaling pathway
Cellular component (GO): membrane
Molecular function (GO): G protein-coupled receptor activity; olfactory receptor activity
Source: RefSeq, a predicted model, not a curated record
AUGGACACCACCACCUGGAAGACCAACCACACCAGAUGGUCAGAUUUUAUCCUUACAGGAUUCUUCAGUCAAUCCAAACACCCAGCUCUUCUCUGUGUGGUCAUCUUUGUGACUUUCCUGAUGGCCUUGUCUGAAAAUGCCCUGCUGAUCCUUCUGAUCUAUUCUGACGCUCGCCUUCAUACUCCCAUGUACUUUUUCAUCAGCCAGUUGUCUCUCAUGGACAUGGCGUACAUUUCUGUCACUGUGCCCAAGAUGCUCAGGAACCAGAUUACCAGUGAGAAUAAGAUCUCAGCCCCUGAAUGCGGGAUGCAGAUGUUCCUUUAUGUGACACUAGCAGGCUCAGAAUUUUUUCUUCUAGCCACCAUGGCAUAUGACCGCUAUGCAGCCAUCUGCCAUCCACUGCGUUACCCUGUCCUCAUGAACUAUAAGGUGUGCCUCCUCCUGGUGGCUGGCUGCUGGUUCCUGGGGUCUGUAGAUGGCUUCAUAUUCACACCUGUCACGAUGACCUUCCCCUUCUGUAGAUCCCGGGAGAUCCAUCACUUCUUCUGUGAAGUCCCUGCUGUACUGAAACUCUCCUGCUCAGACACUUCGUUCUAUGAGAUUUUCAUGUAUCUGUGCUGUGUCCUCAUGCUCCUGAUCCCUGUGACAGUCAUUUUAGUCUCUUACUACAUUAUCCUUCUCACCAUUUACAGGAUGAACUCAGCAGAGGGCCAGAAAAAGGCCUUUGCCACUUGCUUCUCCCACAUGACAGUAGUAAUCCUCUUCUAUGGGGCUGCCACCUAUACCUACAUGCUUCCCAGCUCCUACCACAGCCCUGAGAAAGAUAUGAUGGUGUCUGUCUUUUAUACAAUCCUCACGCCUGUGCUAAACCCUCUAAUCUAUAGUCUAAGGAAUAAGGAUGUCAUGGGGGCUGUGAAGAAAAUGUUGAAUGUGGGAUCUGAUUUUCAAGAAACAAUAAAGUAA